Molecule: messenger RNA, 1239 nt
Organism: Lolium perenne
Lineage: Eukaryota; Viridiplantae; Streptophyta; Magnoliopsida; Poales; Poaceae
Product: F-box/LRR-repeat/kelch-repeat protein At1g09650-like
Molecular function (GO): protein binding
Source: RefSeq, a predicted model, not a curated record
AUGGCGACGAUGACGCGGAACAAGAAGACGGCAAGGACCGUGUUGUCCAUGCUGCCUGAGGAGAUGGAGUUGGAGGUGCUCACGCGUCUGCCCGCGAAAUCCAUCCUCCGCUUCAGCGCUGUGUGCCGCCGCUGGGCGGCGCUGCUAUCCUCAGAUGAGUUCUGCUCGACGUGGACGAAGCUUGCGGAGUCGACGACGACGGAGAUGGAGCCAGCGGCUCAGCUGCUGUUCCUCUCCUUGCCGUCAUGCAACGCCGGGGAGCCGACGGAGCUGCGCACCGGAGGCGGCACGCAGCUUUUCACCCUCGAUGACGCGCGAAGGAAGUUCGUGGCCAUAUCGCCGGCGCCGUGCCACGGCCUCAGCCUCCUGCACAAGCCCCUGUCGAUGUCAGAACCCUACCAUGUCCUCAACGCGACCACGCGAGCGAGCGCCAAGUUACCGCCGCCGCCUUCUUGCCGGGGUAACUGGGCGGCGCUCUAUCCAUCGACCGCCGGCCUCGGGUUCGACGCCAGGGCCAAGACGCACAAGGUGGUGCGGCUGUUCAACGGUUCCGGCGAGCGCUCCGGAGACAAAUCCCCCACGAUCAAGUGCGAGCUGUACACCCUCGGCAGCGGCCCAGCUGACCGCCGCUGGAGACCACCCUCCCCCGGCGGCGUCGUGCCUUCCACGCUCGCCGGGCCUGAGCUGCUGACGGCGACCAAGGACAACCUGGAACCAGUUUUCGUGGACGGUUUUCUCCACUGGCUCGUCAACCCGACCAUGCCUGAGAGCAUGCCUGUGGCGGUGCUGUCUUUCUCCGUCGCGGACGAGACCUUUGGCUGCUGGGUCCGGCCACCGCCCUUCGACUGGGACGGCAGAGGAACGGCGCACCUGACAGAACUCGAUGGCAGGCUGUGCAUGGUCCGGGACCUUCGUCAUAACUCUGCUGGUCUGCUGGAGAUCUGGAAGUACGGCAAUGGUGGUGACUGCUGGUCGCUGGAGCUUCGCAUCGAUUUGGCAUUGGCAGCGCAGCAUGUUGGAAGAGAUGAUCUGACUGGGCCACGGCAUGUCAGAGUGUUGGGAAAGAAGAACAGGGUGAUUUUCAUUGCCACGUCCAAAGGCAAGGUGGUCACCUAUGAUCCCGUGUGUGGAGCUCUAGUAACCAUAUUUCAACUUGGAGGAGAAACAAGUCGUGCUGAAACUAGGCUAUCUCUCUCAAGAGUCUCUUUGUUUAAACACAGCCUUGCUACAGUGUAUUAG